GCGGGCCGGUGGGUGUGACUCCGCCGCUGUUGGUGGAGCAGGGGAAGAGGGCAGGCGAGUGGAGGAGCCGCGCUGGAGGCCGCCGCCGUCGCCCGCGACCCGGAUCCAGGCCCCGGCCGCUCCAGUGUUGAGAUGGAGGAACAAGGUCCCGGCGACAAUCCCAUGCUGGAGGUACGAGGCGUUGCCGACAUGCCCACCGACAUUCUCACCUUGUACUUCGAGAACAAACGCCGCUCAGGGGGAGGAACAGUUACAUCCAUUAAGCGAGACGGAGACCAGGCCACGAUUACCUUCGAGAACCCAGCAGAUGCUCAGCGAGUGGUCUCGAAGCCGGAGCAUAAGUUCCAGGACGUCCGUCUGAUUGUGAAGAGGAUGCCGCCCGUUGACCCCAGGGCAGUGGUGCUCCGUGACCUGAGCCCCGACAUUUCCAUUGACGUUCUGACCCUUUACCUGGAGUAUAUCUCGGGACUCGACAGUGAAGGGUUCACUGUGCACUUCAGCCCAGACAGGACGCGAGCAGUCGUUCACUUCCGAGAUGCGCUGUCUGCAGCAGCUGUGACAGCGUUGGAGGUGAAGGCUGAAGGCCGGUGUUUGCAUGGGGCCAACAUACAGGUGGCACAGCUCCUUCACACCGACCGCGUCCUGGUGGAAAACCUCGGCCCCAGCGAUGACGUAGAGAUCAUCCAGCUAUACUUCGAGAGCCGGCGGAGCGACGGAGGGAUCGUGCUCAACGUCACCAUGCUUCCGGGUGCAAAGGCCAUCGUCGAGUUCCAGGAAUGGAAAGAUGCGAACAGAGUCGUCCAGAAGAAGCAGAUUCUGCAGCAACGGGAGCUGGUCGUUCGCCCUUAUUACAGCUUCCUCCACCCCUCCGAGGAUGGCCAGGAGAGUGAGGGAGGGGGAGUGGAGACCGAGGGAGGGGGCGUGGAGACCGAGGGAGGGGGCGUGGAGACCGAGGCACCGCCCACCCAGCACUCGAGUAUGGUAACCGUCCCCGGCACGCUGAUGCUGAAUGUCCUGCGAUCCAGUGGCUUCCUGCAGGAGCUGCAGGCCAAGUGCCUGGACCUGACCCUGGAGAUGGACGCCGAUGGUGUUAUCCACAUGAGGGGAAGUGACCUCCAGCAGGUCCAGAAGGGGAGGAGCCAGAUCCUGGAGUUCCUGAACAGUGUGGCCCAAGUGGAGGUCGCCGUCAGCAGUGACCUGGCGUCGUUCCUCUCCGGGGCCGAGGUUCAGGAUUAUUUCCAGAGCUUGUUGAAGGAACGCUCGGCCUGUUACUCCAUCUCCGACCUGGUGAUGAAGGUGAGCGCACCCUCGCUCCCGGCCGCUCGCGAGGCCGCCAGUCUGAUCGAGCAGCAGGUCUCCAAGUUCAGCGUCUCGGUGACGGACCAGCAGCUCCACGCGCUGACCUCCCCCGAGUGGGAGAAGCUGCUGCCGACACUGCGGUGCUGCAGCGCUCAGCUGACCGACGCGGGGGACCAGGUCUGGUUCACCUCCUUGGCCCCCUUCCAGGCGGAGAACCAGCAGCGGGUGGAGCAGCUGCUGACAGAGGCGAUUCUGCAGGAAUCCGUCAUAGCCAUGGAGCCCGGGAAGUUCCGCUACUUGCAGGAGUACCACCAGGAUCUGCUCAUUGGACACAGGCAGGUUUCCAUAUUUCCACUGGAAGGCGAUGUCUCAGGACUAAGGGUGACUGGACAAGCCAAGGCCUGUCAGACCAUGGACGAGCUCCUUCGUAGUAUAAUCGCCACUAUCUGCUCCAGAACAGUGGCGCUCCAGGAACCCGGCAUUUCGCGUUACCUGCUGGAGCCAGCCGGGACCGACACCUUGAGGCAGCUGGAGAGGAAGUACAAGUGCACCAUUGGCGUGGAGCGAGUUUGCUGGAUAACGCCGCAGACCGAGCAUCCCCUGGAAUCACAAAGGAACCAGGGAAUACCGAGGCUGGAGAGAACUGCCACUGCCUUGGCGCAGCUCCCAGUGUUGGAACCACCGCCGGUGACUACCACUGAGCCGAACGACAACGUCCCAGACCUUGAUGAGAUCCGAAGUUUGCUUGCCUCAAUCACAGAGACUGAUAAGGAAAGAAUAAGCGGAGAUGCAAUCACUUCAACUUCCCAAAAAGUGCCAGAGGUCAGUGAAAGCGCUUUAGACGAUGAAGAUCUCUACACCGACCAGCAGCCUGGCGUGAGUCCGGAGAAUGAUAUUGAGGAGAGAGUCGUUGAGGAGGGAGCCAUUGACAAUGAGGACACAAAGCUGCAGGAUGGAGAUGGCAACAACAAUGGUGCUUGUGGCAUUGCUUCUGAGCUGAUGGAUGCUGAUGAUCCCCAGUUAUACCUUGCCCUGCAGUACUCCAUGGACAGCCGGAUGCAGCGGGACCAAGAGGAGGAAGAUUUCCAGAAAGCCAUUGAAUUAUCAAAGAUGGCCAUCAGCCCAGAUGGCGACUACGUGGAACUUGCAGCUCAGAUGACCAACAUGGAGGCUGGGCUUGAAGAGGCCAUCAAAAUGUCCAAGGCAGAAGCCAUUCGGACUUCCAAUUCCGCCCAACUAACAAUCUAUGGCAGUGCCGACAUUGAUUUCAACCGGUUGGCAGGUGAAUUGCAGAGGAAAGUCCGACCGCUUGUGUGUAAAAAAUCAAUAGAACACAGCUGCUUCCAAAACCUGACCGGUGACUACAAGAGUUACUUGGAAUACCUCCAGCGGAAGCACGGCGUCAUCAUCGUUGGGCAGGACUGCGAGAUCACCAUCCGUGGGUUUGCAGGCUACGUGUUGUCUGCGGAGGAGAACAUAACUCAGCUGAUACAAUGGGUUGUCCAAGACCAGGUGGACCGAGCUGAAGAGGUCACUUUGGUGGAGUCAGUCCAGUGGGUGAUACACAGCCGGCAAGGUGUCGCCAUCCCUUACUCGUUGAAAGCCAAUGCUUUCAUUGAGAAAUCUUUUCAGCGGAAGCAGAAGAAGGUUGAUGUGAUAUUUGACAACAAGCCCUACAUCAUUGACUUUGAGCAAAUGCAAGAAUACAGUGUGGGAGCGACAGAAUCCUUGUCAAUUGAGAGGAAGCCUCUGAACAGCCUGCCUGAUGUGGGCACGUUGCCUUUGGCCUUUGGAAGUGUUGAACUCACCCUGCUGAGUGAAACUACAGAGGAGUACAUUACCUUGAUGGCCCCCUUCUUCAAAACCCUGAAGGACUUGCACGAUAAAUUGGACAUUCUAAAGGUGGAGGUGGUGAACAAUCCGUUGCUGUACCAGCAGUACAUGGUGAAGAAAGCCAGCAUGGAGGCCACACAGACUGAUGUCGAGCGAGUCCUCUUCCACGGAACGAGCGAGGAGAGCGCCAAAGAGAUCUACGUGCAUGGAUUCAACAGGAGCUUCUGUGGGAAGAACGCGGCCGUCUACGGCCAGGGCGUUUACUUUGCAGGCCAAGCCAUCGUGUCGGUGGACGACCAGUACUCCCCGCCAAACCCGGAAGGCCUGAAGUUUGUGUUUGGGGUGAAGGUCCUGACGGGGUCGUACACAAAGGGCGACGGCAAGCUGAAGAUCCCUCCGCUGAAGGACAAUAGCCAGCUAUCCCUCAGGUAUGACAGCGUGGUGGACGACUGCGAGAAGCCCCGGAUAUACGUGGUGUUCCACGACACCCAGGCCUACCCUAAGUACCUCAUCACCUGCCGCUGGAAGAAGCCUGCGGCCAAGACCUAAGGACUGCACUAAGCGCCAACCCUGCGCACUAUGGUUCUCCUGCUGUUGCUGCUCUGGCCUUGAUCCGCUACCGGUGGGGAUUGGUACUGUGAGGGGAACCCGCCCAUCUCCAGGCUUGUCCUUGGCUCUCUGCCGCCAUCCCAAGGAUCUGGAGACCAGGGGUAGGUUGUCCCAUUGGUUGGGUCCUUCGCAAUACAAUUCUACACUGCAUCUGCCUUAAUUUGUCCAUUUUGGAAGAUUGUAAAAUAUAUACCUGCUGAUAUUUGUCUUUAGAAUUGAAGAAAUUAAAGUUUAAGAAUGAAUUGA
This is a messenger RNA of Amblyraja radiata (thorny skate), 3987 nucleotides long. RefSeq names its product poly(ADP-ribose) polymerase family member 10 (gene parp10). Bases 133 to 3681 code for a protein of 1182 amino acids. Gene Ontology annotation, molecular function: NAD+ poly-ADP-ribosyltransferase activity; transcription corepressor activity; RNA binding. The record is from RefSeq and is a predicted model, not a curated record. Gene Ontology annotation, biological process: protein poly-ADP-ribosylation; negative regulation of gene expression. Lineage: Eukaryota; Metazoa; Chordata; Chondrichthyes; Rajiformes; Rajidae. The transcript has 11 exons. Gene Ontology annotation, cellular component: cytoplasm; nucleus.